GGAGAGGCAGCCUUGUGGAGCAGGGGCCAGGGUCUUGCAGUCUGCAGGCCCCCUCAGGCCGCGUCCUCUUGGCCAGUGAGUAUCAGGCUCGGACCUCCAAGCUCCAUCUCAGCCCAGGCAGAAACCCUCCCGUUCCGCCUAGAACGGGGGUUGCUCUGACGCCUGCUUUGGAGGCGGGUCCUGGCGGGAAGCGCCUCCUGGGAGAAGUGGGGCGCUGUCCCAACUAUAAAAAGCCUCGCACCCCGACCCUUCUCCACCUCGCUGCAUCUUUGCACUUCUCCCGACUCGACGUCGUCGUUACAGGGAAGAAGCGGGUGAGAAAAACUUCUUUUCCACCGUCUUGCCCAUUUCCGCAGACUUGUUCCGAGGCCGAGGAGCCUUUGUUGGAAGAGAUGGUCAUGGUCCUGAGCCCCCUGUUUUUGGUCUUCAUGCUGGGUCUGGGUCUGACCCCACUGGCCCUGGAUCAAGAUGACUACAGAUACAGACACUUCCUGACCCAGCACUACGACGCCAAACCAAAGGGCCGGGAUGACAAAUACUGUAAUAACAUCAUGCAAAAUCGAGGCCUGACCAGACCUUGCAAAGACACCAACACCUUUAUUCAUGGCAACAAGAAGGACAUCAAGGCCAUCUGUGAAGACAGGAAUGGAGAACCUUAUGGAGGCAAUCUCAGAAUAAGCAGAUCUGCAUUCCAGGUCACCACCUGCAAGCAUAAAGGAGGUUCCUCCCGGCCUCCAUGCAAGUACAGAGCCACAGAAUCCUCCAGAGUCAUUGUUAUUGGCUGUGAAAAUGGCUGGCCCGUCCACUUUGAUGAGUCCUUUAUCCCUUCAAGAUAGUAGCCCAAAGCUGGCUCUGCUCAUCUUUCUUUGCAUUUUCCCCUUAGACUGCGGCAACAUUCAUUGAUAAGAAUCCAGAAAAUGAGCUGCUGAUCUUUUCUGCUUUACAAUAUGCUUCAUAAAUAAAAAGUCUCUCAAAUCAGUAAGAA
Odocoileus virginianus texanus is the source of this 985-nucleotide messenger RNA. RefSeq names its product angiogenin-1. The record is from RefSeq and is a predicted model, not a curated record. Gene Ontology annotation, molecular function: RNA nuclease activity; nucleic acid binding. Lineage: Eukaryota; Metazoa; Chordata; Mammalia; Artiodactyla; Cervidae. Gene Ontology annotation, biological process: innate immune response; defense response to Gram-positive bacterium; angiogenesis.